AUGUCUCCCCUGGUGUCUCCCCUGGUGUCUCCCCUGGUGUCUCCUCUGGUGUGUCCUCUGGUGUGUCCUCUGGUGUCUCCCCUGGUGUCUCCCCUGGUGUCUCCUCUGGUGUGUCCUCUGGUGUGUCCUCUGGUGUCUCCCCUGGUGUCUCCCCUGGUGUCUCCUCUGGUGUCUCCUCUGGUGUCUCCUCUGGUGUCUCCCCUGGUGUCUCCCCUGGUGUCUCCCCUGGUGUCUCCCCUGGUGUGUCCCCUGGUGUCUCCCCUGGUGUCUCCCCUGGUGUCUCCUCUGGUGUCUCCUCUGGUGUCUCCCCUGAUGUCUCCCCUGGUGUCUCCCCUGGUGUCUCCUCUGGUGUCUCCUCUGGUGUGUCCUCUGGUGUCUCCUCUGGUGUGUCCCCUGGUGUGUCCCCUGGUGUCUCCCCUGGUGUCUCCUCUGGUGUCUCUCCUCUCGUGUUAA
Knipowitschia caucasica is the source of this 453-nucleotide messenger RNA. Lineage: Eukaryota; Metazoa; Chordata; Actinopteri; Gobiiformes; Gobiidae. The record is from the annotation of a GenBank genome assembly.